Molecule: messenger RNA, 1882 nt
Organism: Tuber melanosporum (Perigord truffle)
Lineage: Eukaryota; Fungi; Ascomycota; Pezizomycetes; Pezizales; Tuberaceae
Exons: 5
Coding region: 1375-1650 (91 amino acids)
Molecular function (GO): RNA binding
Source: RefSeq, a predicted model, not a curated record
CCAGACCAAAGGCUCAUAAGCAUCCGCCUUGUAAUAAUUUGCAACCUCUCCAGUAUGAUACCAACAAGCCAUCCAGUUAACUCACGCAAAAUGAUGCAUAACAUUGUAUGUAUGUGUUGGGUCCAAAUGACACCUGUACGUAACUUACGGGCUAUAAAAUUGCUUGCCUUGUCACGUAUGGCACGCUCUGGUGCACUCUGGUGUGCUCCAACUACAGUAAGUGCCCUCACCACCAGAGUGCUUGUAUGCCUGUACGCUUUCCGCAUUCGAUAUCAUCGUCCCUUGUUGGCCACUUUCGCCGUGCUUCUAGCAUUCUAGUCCCAAGGAAAAUCCAUUGUUGAUCGAUCCAGGCCUGUUUGGUGGGGAGGGUUGGUGCUUGUCCAAUUUUCACCCACAUUCCCUCCUGUACUCGAGCACGGUGGUCCAGUCAAGAAUACAGUAACAGACUCCUUCCACAUCUCAAUUCUCUUAUGGUUUACCUUAGACUAUUCCUACUUGCUCGAUCGCACAGGAGAGGGAUCAUUGAAUUGCCCUGCAGUAUGUAGCUUAUGUGAGGAUAUGAGGGGAGAAUCAGGAGCAUAAUCACCACCACCACAUCAUAUCUGUUUCUCUCUUCCUCACUUCAUAUUUUACAGUAAUGGUACUGCGACAUUCCGAAAAUACGAUAUGCCAUAUAACUUUUCGUCCUAGUGCGCACCAACGAGCCCAUCAUUGUGGAACUGGUAUUAGAUACAUCGCGAUUUUCCCGCCCCAAAAGUCGCUUGAGUCGCAUUUGAGGCCUGUGCAAGCCCCCCCAUUCGGACCUCUCUAUUUUUUUAGACUUCUCGGUAAGUGGCUUGAAAGGCGGGUGUUUGCUCAUACGUCGUAUGUGAUUUCGGUAUGUACGAGGAUAGCGUUCAAAAUUGUGCGCUUUGUUCGGAGAGCAGGUUUCACGGAGCUGGGCCAACCCAGUUCCUUCCUAUCCCUCCCUCCCCGCCCACACCCUUCUUCCUCCUCACCUCCUCCCACACUCUCUUACGCACACUCCCCUUUCCAUCUCUGCUUUCCACCCCCUCCGCCCAGUGAUUUACGCUCCCAGCACUUCUUACAAUUCCUUCAUAAACCUCCACUACCUCCGUGUUCCCCCCUCCUCCCCCACCUCCUUCCUUCCACAAGAGUCACAGCUUCGUCAAAGACAAUUCUCUCUCACUCUAAAAACACAACAUAAGUUCACAAGUUCACAUUUUUACCCUCCUUUGGAGACGCUCAGGCAUGCAUUUUCUCCCCAUCGUCUUCUUAUCAUGGGCAACCGCCUGACCAUAGUGCUGCCAUGAUGUUAAAUUGUGCGUUCAGUUAUUCUCGUCCCCAAAAUCAGUUUGUAACGGCCUCAGAGCAAUGGCUAAACUUUUCAUCGGAGGCCUUGCCUGGCACACCGACGAUGAUGCCUUAAGGCAAAAGUUCCAAGAAUUCGGUAACGUUGAGGAAGCAGUUGUCGUAAAGGAUCGUGACACUGGCAGAUCCCGUGGGUUCGGUUUUGUGAGAUACAGUAGCGAUGAGGAAGCUACCGCCGCUAUGGAUAACAUGAAUGAUGUGGAAUUUGAUGGCCGCAGGAUUCGUGUUGACAAGGCUAGCGAUCGUCGCCAAGGCAGGGGGCGGUGGUGGUGGAUAUAGUGGUGGUGGUGGUGGUGGUGGGUAUGGUGGUGGUGGUGGUGGCGGCGCCUGGGGCGGUGGUGGUGGGUAUUAAAGGCUCGCACCCGAUUCCGUACCGAAGUUUCUAUAAUUGAGGUAUGGUAGGAUGAAAAUGAGUGGUCGAUAGCGUGUUUAAUUCCUUCAAACCUGUAAACGAAAAAAGUGGGGGAUCAAUGUUUUUCUUGUCUCAACCAAUUUCUCCCUUUCUGGAGGC